Messenger RNA from Anastrepha obliqua, 1185 nucleotides. RefSeq lists its product as uncharacterized. NCBI's taxonomy places the organism in Eukaryota, Metazoa, Arthropoda, Insecta, Diptera, Tephritidae. The transcript is spliced from 2 exons. The record is from RefSeq and is a predicted model, not a curated record. The coding region runs from base 1 to 1185 and encodes 394 amino acids.
AUGAAGUUGAAAAAUAAAUUGAUACCUGACGCAAUUCCCGAUAGUAACCUCUUAAGUAAAUCAUAUUUACCAACACCCAGUUUUAAAUAUGAUAUUGCGAGUCCUAAAUCGAUAAUCGAAUUAGGAACGGAUGAUUUUUUGCCACAAUCGUUAGAAGACCGCAUGGAUUCAUGCGGUGAAUCUAACAAUUUAUUUUUACUUGCAUCAGUUGCAGAAGAGGCUCAGGGGGAAAUAAGGGAUUUUAGUAGAAAAAAUUUGGGCGAAAAUUUUUGUGAAAGAGGAAAUCAGACAAACUUAUGUUUAACGUCUGUUGUAGAUAGUGAACAGAAAUUGAAAAGGGAAAAUUCCAAGCUGAAGACAAUUUUAGAAGAGAAAGGCAGAUAUAUUUCCUACUUAAAAAAUCAGUUAGCAGAAGUUUCAAAAAAAUUAAAAAAAUUAGAAAAAGAAAUGUCCGAUAAGGAGAAGAGUUUUCAGCAAAGUCAGAGUUUACGUCGAAAUCUUCCUCCUCAAGUUAGUAGAAUAGUUGAAAAUAGUUUAAAAAACUGUAAUCGCCAACCCAAUGGUCGUAGAUAUGACAACUAUUUCAAAACUUUGGCUUUAGGUGUAUAUUUUCUGUCUCCAGUAGCUGAUAGGCACUUAAAGUCGCUUCUUAGGGUAUUCCCUGAAGAGAAAACUCUCUACGAGUUCGUUUCGGAGUGGCCCCAUGACCCCGGUUCUAGUAGUAGUUCUUUAAAAUGUUUAGAGUUAAGAAGUCGGGGUUUCACACAGGAUCAAAAAUUCGUGUCUGUCUUAUGUGACGAAAUGGCACUUAAGAGUCAUAUGCAAUAUGUCGCCAAAUAUGAUAAGAUUAUAGGAGUUGAGGAUUACGGUGACGAGAAUCGAACAUGUAGAAUAGGGAAUAGUGAUAUGACUCUUAUGGUUCAAGGCAUAGGUGGAGUACCUUGGACCCAUCCAUUAUCAUAUUUUAUUGUCCAUGGCUCAUGUAAAAGGGAUGUUGCUAAGAAAUAUAUUUUUGAGGCCAUUACCCAACUACAAAAUAUUAGUCUCACACCUUGUCAUUUUGUUUGUGAUCAGGGAUCUAACUUCAUAUAUUUGGCGAGAAUUUUAGGAGUUUCCGAAGAACGCCCAUAUUUUCAAGUAAAUGGCAAGGAUGUCUUCUUUUUUUCGAUUCUCCACAUCUAUUAA